Molecule: messenger RNA, 5308 nt
Organism: Trematomus bernacchii (emerald rockcod)
Lineage: Eukaryota; Metazoa; Chordata; Actinopteri; Perciformes; Nototheniidae
Product: collagen alpha-2(V) chain-like
Exons: 55
Coding region: 137-4903 (1588 amino acids)
Molecular function (GO): protein binding; extracellular matrix structural constituent
Source: RefSeq, a predicted model, not a curated record
GCUCCACUCAGGGAUAUUUGGAUUUUCUCAGUCUGGAUGCUGUAGCUCGGGGUCGGACUCUCUCUCUUCUCUCAGACUUCCUCGUGUGUGUCGCAGCGGCUGUGUGUGAGGACCGCUGCAUGUCUGGUAUCCAGACAUGGGCCCCUAUUUUCGCUCUGGGAUUACUCUCUGCCUGGUCAUCACCUUGGCUCAGGUGAUCACAGUCACCUGCCAAGAAGAUACCAAGAACGAUACCUGCACAGAAUAUGGAAAAGUCUACGCCCACAAUGACAUGUGGAACCCGGAGCCGUGUCGGAUCUGUGUGUGCGACAUGGGGACCGCUGUGUGUGAAGCCGUGGUGUGUGAGGACCUCAGCGACUGUCACAAAGCUAUGACCCUCGAGGGCGAGUGUUGCCCCGUGUGUGUGUCUGCAACGUCGGCCUCAUCUCCAAGUGCGGACCCCUCAACAGUUGCAGAUGAGAAGGAAGGAGAUAGCUGCACGUUCGAAGAGGACGUCUACAGGCACAACGAGAUCUGGAAACCAGCGCCUUGUCGCGUGUGUGUUUGUGACAACGGGGUGGCCAUCUGCGACGAGGUGCAGUGUGAGCUGCUCACCAACUGUGAGAAGGUGGUCACGCCUGAGGGGGAGUGCUGCCCCCUGUGUGAAAACUUCGCCAGUGCCGGCCGGAGGAUAGAACUGAUGGGCUACAAGGGACAAAAAGGAGAACCAGGUGAUAUCCCAUAUGUGGUAGGGCUUCCUGGACCUUCAGGACCCUCGGGUCCUCCAGGAAGUCACGGACGAACUGGACUCAGAGGCUUUAAAGGCAGAAAAGGAUUUGAAGGGCCGCAAGGAUUUGAUGGAGAGCCCGGUGUGCCAGGAAAUCCAGGAGGGUCCGGACCCCCAGGCCAGACCUCCCACCCUGGGGGCAACCUAUUGUCACAGAUGGCUUCAGGUUUCGGAGAGAAGUCAAGUCACGCUGGGAUGGUAUCAGGAUCAAGGGGAGAAGCCGGACCUCGAGGACCUUCUGGGAUGCCUGGACACCUAGGCCCAACUGGAGGUCAGGGAAUGCCAGGAGAUGGUGGAGAUCCAGGACCGAUGGGUGAGCUGGGUCAGCGAGGACAAGACGGGCCUCUGGGGAAAUCUGGACCUGAUGGUGAAGGUGGACCUUCAGGUGCUACAGGAGAACCAGGAUAUCCAGGAUCCGUGGGUGGGAGAGGGUUCCCAGGACUUCCAGGUCAUCCAGGACUGAAAGGGCUGAAGGGACACCUCGGUCUUCUUGGGUCAAAAGGCGAGACUGGAGUGGUUGGAACAAAGGGUAAAUCUGGCACUCCUGGUGGAAUGGGUGCUCCAGGCCUGCAGGGACCAGCAGGCCUGCAGGGAGAGAGAGGCCGGGCCGGCCCGUCUGGACCUCUGGGAAAACGUGGUGCCGCCGGCCAUGUUGGCAAACCUGGUCCUCUGGGUCCACUGGGUAUCGUUGGUGUUCUAGGAUUUCCCGGGAAUCCAGGAAUGAAGGGCGAAGCAGGGCCGACGGGCGUCAGAGGAACUUCGGGGCAGCAGGGUCCCAGAGGGGAAUCCGGCCACGUCGGACCUACCGGGCCUUCAGGAGAACAGGGUGCCGCAGGAACUGAUGGAGGUGAAGGUAGCCGCGGCCAAGCAGGUCUGGGAGGUGUGCAGGGUCCAGCAGGGCUGAAUGGGCAGCCUGGCCCCCCCGGCCCCCAGGGAACGACAGGAGCAGAAGGACCAAAGGGCCAAUUGGGCGAAGGUGGACUUCCGGGAUUCAAAGGAGACUAUGGAGCCAAGGGAGAAAGGGGUUACCAUGGUAUUCCAGGUCCAAUCGGCCCGACGGGAGAUGAAGGAAAGCGUGGAUCCCGAGGUGACGCUGGAGACCUCGGGCCUAUCGGACCUACAGGAGAAGCAGGAACUCCAGGAAGUCGAGGUUUCCCAGGGUCAGAUGGUUUACCUGGCCAAAAGGGAGCAACGGGCGAGAGAGGACUGUCAGGGUCGCUCGGAGCCAAAGGGUUAGAUGGAGAUGUCGGACGUAAUGGAGAGCCAGGUUUAACAGGAGCUCGGGGUCUCACAGGACUUAUUGGCGCCCAGGGUCCAGAGGGAAAACAAGGACCAAUGGGCUUAGCAGGAGAUGAUGGUAAACCGGGCCCAGCUGGUUCUGUUGGAAACCGAGGUGGAUCUGGACCAAUGGGCCUGCCCGGACCCAAAGGCUUUGCUGGUGAUGCUGGAAAGAUUGGCGAGGCUGGCAGCGCCGGGGCUCCAGGUCAAAGGGGGGUGAAUGGAAAAGACGGAGAGGAAGGCGCUGCGGGUCCAGCUGGCCCUGCUGGUGUCGCAGGAACGAGAGGAGAGCAUGGCUCACAGGGACUGCACGGUUUCCAGGGUUUGCCUGGAGGGCCAGGAUCACCUGGAGAGUCUGGGAAACCAGGCGCUGAGGGUAUGGCUGGAGAGGUUGGUGCUAGUGGACCUACAGGUGCAAGGGGAGAAAGAGGCGCUCCAGGAGGGAGAGGUGAAGUCGGGCCCAACGGGCUGAACGGACCCAAAGGAGGUCCAGGUGGACCGGGAUCAGAUGGGCCAAAGGGUAGCAUUGGUUCAAAGGGUGCUGUUGGAGAGGCAGGAGGACCAGGACUUCAGGGCAUGCCCGGAGAGAGAGGCUUAAAUGGACCUUCAGGCCCAAAAGGAGAUGCAGGCUCUAAUGGAGAGGCAGGACUGGAAGGUAAAGCCGGAGCUGACGGUGGACGGGGGCUUCCUGGUCCUGUUGGACCUCCUGGUUCCGGCGGACCCAACGGAGAGAAGGGUGAGACCGGCCCCCCAGGACCCGGGGGACGCAGAGGCACCAGAGGAAUCCCUGGUUCUACUGGUGAUCUUGGUCCAACCGGUGCUGUUGGCUUCCCCGGUACUUCCGGCGUAGAUGGUCAGCCAGGGGUCAAAGGUGAGACAGGAGAGCCUGGUCUGAAUGGAGAGGGAGGUUCACCUGGACCACAGGGGAUGGCUGGGAAAUCUGGAGGACAGGGACCUGUCGGUGUGACUGGACUGAAAGGUGGCCGAGGGACGCAAGGUCAAACUGGCUCUCCUGGUUUUCCUGGACUAGCCGGAGGAAUUGGAACAGCUGGCUCUGCUGGUGCUGUCGGGGCAGACGGGCCUAUAGGCGCCACAGGAAAGCAGGGUCCUUCUGGGAUCAUCGGGGAUAACGGAGCUCAAGGGCGUCAAGGGGAGAGGGGGACUACAGGGGCCCCCGGCAGCGCAGGAGAGAAGGCAGACUCCGGAGAGGACGGCCCUGGGGGGCCGGAUGGGCCUCCAGGACCUGCUGGGGCCUCAGGACAGCGAGGCAUUGUGGGUCAGCCCGGACUGAGAGGAGAGGCGGGCAUGCUGGGACUCCCCGGUCCUGCUGGUCCACCUGGAAAAGCUGGAGCUUCUGGAGUUCAGGGCGGCAAGGGGCCCGCAGGUGGAGUCGGUUUGCCAGGAGCCAACGGGGCGCGAGGAGACGCUGGCCCCGAGGGUAUCUCAGGAGCAGAGGGGUCUCCAGGGAAGGACGGUCUUUUAGGGGAGAGGGGAGAUCGGGGUAAUCCUGGUCAAGAGGGUCUGGCAGGAGUUGGUGGGUCUCCAGGAACCGAGGGUCCUGUGGGAAUGACGGGCGGUCCUGGACAAAGAGGCGACAACGGUGGCAGAGGACCCCCUGGAUCCCAAGGAGCAGCUGGAAUACGGGGAAAAGUGGGCCCUCAAGGACCACAGGGGGAGCAAGGAGUUACCGGACAACAUGGAGAGAGGGGACAGAAAGGACACAGAGGCUUCACCGGGCUCGAUGGUUUGCCAGGAACAACUGGCGCUACAGGGGAGCCUGGAUCAAGGGGUGUUGUUGGACCCGCGGGGCCCAGGGGGCCUCCAGGAGUGUCAGGGCCUCCAGGAAAAGAAGGAAACAUCGGACAGCCUGGACCAAUGGGGGCUCCUGGAAGCAGAGGCUCCAGUGGAGAACUCGGGGCCCAGGGUCCUCCUGGUGACAGUGGACCUUCUGGCCUCCCAGGACCACCAGGUCCCCCCACCUCAGCUAUGGAAAACCUCUUCGCUGCUCACUACGACUACGACGGGAAGGGUGGUGUUCCAGAAGCUCUGGAAUUCGUGGAGGACGACGUGGCUGCCUUUGCCCCUCUCCUCCCAGAGAUCAAUAGAGACGAAGCCCUCCCCAAUAAGAAGUCAGCCCUCCUGCGCUCAGACACCGGGGUCCAGGCCUCGCUGAAGACCCUCAGCGGACAUCUGCAAAACCUCCGUCGUCCUGACGGCAGCGAGGGGAACCCUGCCAAAACCUGCCAGGACAUCAAGCAGUGCUACCCCCAGAAGCCCAGCGGUGAGUACUGGAUUGAUCCAAAUCAAGGAAGCACAAAGGAUGCUAUCAAGGUCUUCUGUAAUAUGGAAACUGGGGAAACCUGCAUCUCUGCAAACCCUGCUGAGAUUCCCCGCAAAGCCUGGUGGACCAAAUCCAGCCCCAGCAGCAACAAACCCGUCUGGUUUGGAGCUGACAUCAGUGGGACCAGAUUCCGCUACGGAAAUAACGAGGAGAAGCCCAACGCCAUGGCCGUUCAGCUGAAGCUGCUGCAGCUUUUGUCCAAAGAGUCUCACCAGAGCAUCACCUACCACUGCAGGAACAGCGUGGCGUACAAAGACGAGAAGACCACCAACCUGAAGAAAGCUCUGGUCCUCCGAGGCUCCAACGGCCAGGAGCUGAGAGCGCAGGGAAACAUCCGCCUCCGAUACACCGUCACCGAGGACGGCUGCUCGAAAUCAAACGGGCAGUGGGGGAAGACAGUGAUCGAGUUCAGGACUCUAACUGCUGCCCGCCUGCCCGUGGUGGACGUGGCCCCCAUGGACAUAGGAAAGCCUGAUCAGGAGUUCGGCCUGGACAUCGGCCCUGUGUGUUUCUCAUAAAACAACACAAGAUGGACAGAAAUAGGCUUUUUCUAGAGGAGUAACAUCACCAGAAGAUGAAAGAAUAAGGACUUGUCUUUCUGUGAGCGAACACGUCGAUGAAGGGUAGCUUCUUGUACACAUGGCUGCGUUUCCCAAAAGUCAUUAAAGGUCAGUGUACUCACUCUAUGACCGACAGGAAGCUGACGUAAUUUAUUCACCUUGUUAAUACAUGUACUACAGAGCACCAGUACUACAGGGAAAUGCAUGUGGGAGGACAAGUGAAGUCUAAAGGUGCUGACAUGAAACAAAACAAGAUGUUAUUGAAUUGUGCAUAAACUGGAGAAAAAAGCCAACAAUAUUAAAGACAUGUUUAAAGCAGAAUGCAUAAGUGUUUAUAGCAAAAAUAAAAGUGUUCAAACCUUA